Molecule: messenger RNA, 723 nt
Organism: Urocitellus parryii (Arctic ground squirrel)
Lineage: Eukaryota; Metazoa; Chordata; Mammalia; Rodentia; Sciuridae
Product: apolipoprotein F
Biological process (GO): cholesterol metabolic process
Source: RefSeq, a predicted model, not a curated record
AUGGCUCCUCUAUCCAAGUUCCUAGUAGGCCUGGCUCUAAGGAACGCCUUGGAGGAAGCUGGCUGCCAACCUGAUGCCUGGGCCCUACAGUUUCAGCUCUAUCGCUGGGGUGGUGUGAAUGCAACAGAGGGCCUCAUUCACCAUCUUCAAGGACUCCAGAAAGGCAGAAGUACAGACAGCAGAGUGUCAGUGGAAGCCCUCUCCUCUGCUCUGCAACUGUUAGCCAGGGAGCAGCCAGGGCAAAAGAGGGUGAGACGCUCCUUCUCCACUAAGGACUGUGAGAAUGAGCAGGAACAAGGUGUGCAUAAUGUCAUCCGUCUAUUGCCAGGAGUGGGAACCUACUAUAACCUGGGCACAGCUUUCUACUAUGCCAUUCAGAAUUGCUCUGACAAGGCCAAGGAACGAGGUCAAGAUGGAGCCCUAGAUCUGGGUUAUGACCUUUUGAUGACCAUGGCAGGACUGUCAGGAGGGCCCACAGGUCUAGUGAUCAGUGCUGCACUUAAACCAGCAUUAAAGGCUGGUGUACAGCAACUGAUCCAGUAUUAUUAUGAAGAGAAAGAGACAAACAUCCCUCAGCCAGAGACCAGCAAGGAGGGCUUGUGGAGCACCUCAGAUGUGAGUGACUUGGAAGAAACAACUACCAUGUCUCCUUUGGUCUCAGAAGUAGUAAGUCCAGGGCUGGGGAUUUGGCACAGUGGUAAAGUGCUUUUCUGGUAUGGGUGA